AGUUCGCCUCUCUCCCUUUUCCAUCCACCCGCCAACCGUUCGUGCCGUUUUAGUUGCUUUCCAAUUACCAUAGGAGGACAUUACUUUGAAUAUCCCUACAUCCCCAAUUUACUCUGCCACCCCUCCCCUUUUUUCGUCCCGGAUCUACAUUUUUGCUUCCCUGCUUUGGACCGCCUCGACACCAUCUCCGUGAUGCCUGUUCAUGCCAUCAGUGGCUGUAAAAACUGCACCUGA
This is a messenger RNA of Colletotrichum orchidophilum, 234 nucleotides long. RefSeq lists its product as uncharacterized. The record is from RefSeq and is a predicted model, not a curated record. NCBI's taxonomy places the organism in Eukaryota, Fungi, Ascomycota, Sordariomycetes, Glomerellales, Glomerellaceae. The transcript has a single exon. The annotation marks the transcript as partial.